Molecule: messenger RNA, 2697 nt
Organism: Pestalotiopsis fici W106-1
Lineage: Eukaryota; Fungi; Ascomycota; Sordariomycetes; Amphisphaeriales; Sporocadaceae
Exons: 1
Coding region: 1-2697 (898 amino acids)
Biological process (GO): exocytosis; Golgi to plasma membrane transport
Cellular component (GO): exocyst; cytoplasm
Molecular function (GO): protein binding
Source: RefSeq, a predicted model, not a curated record
AUGUCGAACCGGGCGCCAAAUCGCAGCAUUCUCAGUGCGCUGCAGGCGACAACCAUGCUGGACUCAAAGCCAGCAUUGCCUGCCGAGAUACUAGCCACGAUCCUCGACUAUCUGCCCGUGGCUGACCUGAUGCGAUUUGCGCAAACCUCGAGACGCAUGCGUGAAAUGGUAUACGAUGACACGAGAUGGGUACCUAGACUAAAGAGCAUGGGUCUCUGGAACGAAGCCGAGGCCAGGCAGAGGUUCGAUGAAGCCAUGAAGAGACGACGCAUGACGGUCAAUGGAGGAGCUCCUGGUCAAAGCCCAACAGCGGCACAACAAGUCGACACAACCAUAUUCGAUGCCACAGAGGAGGAGGAACGGCGCAGGAAAGCAGCAGAGGACGCUGCCAAAGCACCACCAGCCAACAUCGACGGCUUCGAGACAAUGACUUUGAAUGCAACUCAACCCAAAUCACCAUUCGAAGAUCCCGACGCCCUUCUGGACAUAUUGAAGACUGUGAAAAGCAUACGUGGACGUGCACGGCAGGAAUAUGGAAGAGUAUACGGUGCUCUGGCCCCUUUUUAUUACGACCUGGCACAGGCAAAGAGCCAUACCGAACCCGUCGUCUUUCAGGCUUUUCGAGAUCCCGAACGACAAGCCAAAAUGUUGAACAACCUAUUCACCUUUGCCAAAAGCGACUGGGCGCAGGGGUGGAACGAACGCGAAGAGAAGCUGGCUUCCAUGACGAGCAUGUUUGAAAGUGCCGUGCUGCGAGAGUUUGAACAAGGAUAUGAAUUCUGGGACGUUGAGGGACGGAUGAAGAGGUAUGCCCAUGUGCUGCACUUUCUCAACGGUGGCAGUGCCGCCAUGGAGCUCUUUGUCUCGAAGCACCCGCUUUUGAACGACCGCGACGUAUUGGCCAACUCGAUGGACUGCAUCAAUCAGGCCUCAUACGAGGACAUUACUCUGGAGCCUUCGCGUCAAUUCUUUGAGACACUGGCAAGCAAGUCCAAUGAGCAAUCAGCCAUCAUCAGCCAGAUAUUCCCAGUACCCUCUGUGACAUUUUGGUACUUUAUGGACAAGCUUCGCGAAGAAGUAAUUAUCGACUAUGUCAACUCUCUGCUUGACGAGUUGCAUAGAAAGAACAAGGCUUCAUAUCUCAAGGCUGUCUCUGGCUUGUUUGAGCAAUGUCUGGCAUUUUCUCGAUCACUACGACCGCCUACAGGCACACCCGAUGAGCUUGAAGAGCAUGCAAAAGACCUGGCUCUGCACGUGUUUGAGCAGCAUUUGGACUUGUAUCUGCAGGACGAGCUUGAUUACUUUACCCAGCAUGCGGAGCGCGAGGUUGCAAACUGGAACCAGCGUUUGUCAGAGCAAGAUUUGACAGCUGAAUCGUUCUACAUGAGCAACUUCAACAGACGCGCAGAUAAAAAUGACUUCUUGAGUUCCUUUAGGAAGGUCGUCAUGAUGCCCGUUACAGUACUGGGUGGCACGAGCAAGCCUGUCACGGCGCCUGCAGCCAAUCGAGCCAGUCUUCAGCAUAAUGGUACGCUCACACCCUCAGGUUCGCGGCCCGGCACGCCCAGCCUCGGGAACCCCCUCGAACGAAAGAGUACUCCGCUGCCCCCUGAAGCACCAACAGAUGAGCUCAAGGCAAAGGCUGCACUCAUGGCAAACCGACUCGAGGGCAUCAAGUCCUUAUGCAGCAUCGAGGUCGCGUUGGACCUUGUGCAAGCAGCAAAAAUCAGUCUUGGCCGCGCAGCAAUGUUUGUAUCGCUAGGUGGACAAGCUGGUGGUGAAGCAAAAGAGCAGUGCGAAGCCAUCUUUGUUGCUUUACUAAAGACCCUGGGCCAAACUCACGUUAAAUAUGGCUUUAUCAAGGCCGUCGAUCAUCUAUCACUGUACAAUCCUCGAGAGGUCAGCGACCACAGCCAGACUGGUGUGGCCCCUCUCGUCACCUUUAUCGAGCUUGUCAACGUGGGCGACUUGAUCUCACAGAUGAUUGAUGUCUUUUACGAACAACAACUCGCAGCACCAAAGAUUGCAGACCGUAAUGAUUUCCUGGAUCCAGCAGGCCUUGCUAAAAAGAAAUUUGAACAAAUGCUGGACGAAAGUGUCGCAGCAGGUCUGAACAAGGGAAUUGAUGUGUUAAUGGACGAAGUUGAAUAUCUUUGUGCCACAACACAGUCACCAAGUGACUACAACCCGGCAGCCUCUUCGGAUGAAAAGGGCGCUGCAUCACACGAUUUCGAUAUUGGGCCUACACAGACGGCACUACGAAUCAAGGAACUUGUCUCGUCACAUACCAACAUGCUUGUCGGCAGUACCGAAAAGACCAUGCUUGAUGUUUUCAACGGCGAAGUCGGUCUUCGACUCUUUACAGCCAUUUGCAAACAUUUGAAGAGACUGCGUAUCAGUACAGAAGGAGCAAUCAAGCUGAUUGCAGACAUGAAUCUGUAUUUUGAGUAUAUCCGCACUUUGAAGAACCCGGAUCUGCUCGCAUAUUUCAAGGCCUUGCGGGAACUUAGCCAGAUUUAUCUGAUUGAUGGCAAGCAUGCGAAAGAAAUGGCAACCGUCAUUGCCGAUGGUGACAAAUUUGGUGGCAUCUUUAGAGCCGAGGAGGUUUACGAGUAUGCACAGCGGCGAGCCGACUGGUACCAAAUCAAGCGUGAUGUCGAGAGGGCAAUGUACGGCCUGGAAUGUAGCGUCAUGUGA